UUUAUCAGGGUAUAUAUCGACAAUAUUAUUAUCUUUAGCAAAGUAGAAGAGGAAUACCUAGAAUACCUAUAUACCAUUUACGAAAUCCUUAAUAAGGCCUAUAUCCAUAUUAGUAUCACUAAAUCCUUCAUAGGAUACCUAGCUAUGAGACUCCUUAGGUAUAUUAUAAAUAGUAAAGGCAUUACUAAAACUAACGACCGUAUCGCUACCUUUAAGAAGCUAAAGUUCCUAGAUACUCUCGAUAGCUUAGAGCACUACCUUAGGAUGGCUAGAUAG
Messenger RNA from Thermothelomyces thermophilus ATCC 42464, 276 nucleotides. RefSeq lists its product as uncharacterized. The annotation marks the transcript as partial. Lineage: Eukaryota; Fungi; Ascomycota; Sordariomycetes; Sordariales; Chaetomiaceae. The transcript has a single exon. The record is from RefSeq and is a predicted model, not a curated record.